AUGGAUCCUGAUCCUCAGGUUUUUGUUCUCGAUUUUGACCUAAGAUUUUCUGACGUUGGGGAUCCUAAGUAUUUUGCCCACCAUAUGAAUUUUGAAGCCGAAUUUCCGGCGCAUGAGUUGGUUACAAAAGAAUUCUGUUCCGUAAUGAUCGAGGAAUCGCGAAAAACACGCGAUUCUGUCUCUCUAAUAGAUGUUAAUGGUAGAAGUUUCAAUUACCUUGAUCUGCUUGAUGAUUCGUGGUUCAAUUCGCCUCCAUCAUUCGUCGGAGAUUGGAGUAGCAGCAAGCCUUCGACGGUAGCCGGCGAAGAAGGAGAAAAGAGAUCUUAUAAUGGAGUACUGAAUGAAAGCCUAAAGGACUACGAAGAGAAUUGCAGAGCCAGCAAUGGAGAGGGAGAUUACAAAUGCUUGUCCUUGGAAGAUUUUGUCGCCAGCUCAUCAUCACAGGUGAAAGAUGAAAGAGAUCGAGAUGUUCUAGCUGAAUCCAUCUUUGAACUCCAUUCGGCGCAAGAAGAAUUAGAAAAUGAGCUGUUGAAGUUUAAGGAUAUCAGCAAAGAUACAUACGUGAACACAGAAUUCGUCGAUGCUAUAGAAGAACGAAACAUAAAUGUAGAAACAGAGCUCGAGGGCCAUUAUAAACAAAAAAUCGAGGCUGAGGUGGAGAAUAUGGUAAUAACAAGAACGAUUCAGCAGCUGAGGAUGGCGACUGUGAAAGGGAUUACAGUUCUGAAAGAACACAAGGCUUUUGCUUCGGAGCAGAUGCAGAUGGUCGAUACACUUAAGGACGCCGAAAAAAGUGCGGCGGUGCUUGAAAACGUGGCGAAGAAAUUGGAAAGCGCUUGCCAAGACAUUGCUUUUGCGGAUGAAACGAUGGAAUUGCGGGCUAGCGUUUGUAAGUAUGGAUUUUGGUUCGUCGUGCAGGUUGUGUCGUUGGCAGUCGUUGUUGUGGCCGUGUUCGUAGCCGGAUCGUCGGGAAAUCGGAUGGAGCCUGCUCCGACUUAGCUGUAGGAUUAGGACAAUUGAUGUUGGGGGUUGUUUGUUCCUCGUUUUGGAUAUAGAAGUUUGUGUAGAGAUCGAAUGGUUGCUUCUGUGUAAGAUAAUUCUGUGUUUGUUUGUAUGUUUUAGAUGACCCUGCAGUCAUGUCAUUUCUGUAUGUAUAAUUUGAAUUUA
Molecule: messenger RNA, 1167 nt
Organism: Andrographis paniculata
Lineage: Eukaryota; Viridiplantae; Streptophyta; Magnoliopsida; Lamiales; Acanthaceae
Exons: 5
Coding region: 1-999 (332 amino acids)
Source: RefSeq, a predicted model, not a curated record